Molecule: messenger RNA, 2078 nt
Organism: Gossypium raimondii (Peruvian cotton)
Lineage: Eukaryota; Viridiplantae; Streptophyta; Magnoliopsida; Malvales; Malvaceae
Exons: 17
Coding region: 152-1936 (594 amino acids)
Source: RefSeq, a predicted model, not a curated record
UUCCCAAACAUGCAAAAGACAAAAAAUUUCGCGACGAAAAUCAAAUCCCCAUUCUUUUUUUAAUUAUUUUAAUCAAGUUUUUUUAUGCUUCGUCAUCUUUUCUUCAUUUAUUUUUCUUGGAAUCUAUACGUUGUUUGAGAUUGGAAGAAAAAUGUCAUGGAUAAGAACGGCUGUUAGUAGAGCCGUGGAAGUAGGCGGAAACAAUAACCUCAGACGCACCGUAUGGAGUGUCGCCGAUUCCGUCGUCCAACAUGCCGGAUCCGCCGUGUUCGGUGGUGCCAGGAUGAUCCAUAACCGCAUUGCUGCUAGGAAUAUGCAGAACCUUCGAAUAACAGUAAAGAGGCUGGAAGAAGUAUCGGUAUCAUGUAAAGGAGUUGAAAGGAUUCAGCUAUUAAGACGAUGGCUCGUCGCCCUUAAAGAAAUCGACAGAUUACUCAAUGAUCAAAAUAACAAUAACGAUGAUAAUAAAAACAUUAGUAUAACUAUUAACAACAGCGACACUACUAAUGAUAAUGACAAAAACAACGUUGAUCAGUUUUCUUUCGAAGACAUCAAGGAUUCUCCCCAAAAGCCAUCUUUGGUAUAUUACUAUGACCCAGAAGUGGGGGAACCAAUGAAUUUUCGGGAAGUUUUUCUUUACAGUCAAGCUCUUGAAGGGAUGACGUUGUCAAUGAUUCUUGAAGUACCAAACGAGGAAGAGGUUUCACUAUUUAUGGAAAUACUUAGGAUCUGUAUUGCAGGAGGGAAGGAAGUUCAUGAGACAGUAAUGAGCAACAUAAUGAACUUAGCAGUGGCUUUCUCAAACUAUGUGGAGGAAGUAUUGGUAAAACGAGAAGAACUGCUCCAAUAUGCUCAAGCUGCAAUUAAAGGGCUCAAAAUAAAUGUUGGUCUUGCAAGAAUAGAUGCUGAAGCCUGCAGUCUAAAGGAAAAACUUGGAGAAAUGAAGGCACUCCAAAACUCUUCAACUCAAGUCCAUGAAGAUUUUUUUCAAAAACAAACUACUGCAAUGAUAGAGGCUCUUAAAGAAGCUCUUGGCCUGGUCAGGUUAUAUUCUAGAUUGGAGGCACUGUUACUAAAGAAAAAAACUUUAAGCAAUGGGGAUACUCCACAACUUCAUGCUGAAAAGGUUGAUAAAUUAAAAGUUCUAUCAGAAUCUCUCAGUAACUCAACAUCAAAGGCUGAAAAGCGCAUUUUGGAGCAAAGGGUUCAGAAAGAAGAAGCGGUCAGCUUUCGUAUUGCUAAAGCUAACGAAGUGAGCCAACAAGAGAAGGAACUGGAAGCUGCGAUUCAAGAGCUUGAGAAGCAAAAAGAUGAACUUGAAGCUGAACUUAAAAAGGUGAAUGCAUCACUUAUCGCUGCUCGUGUACGCCUUCGGAAUGCAAGGGAAGAGCGAGAGCAUUUUGAUGACGCCAGUAACCAGAUUCUUCUACAACUGACAUCAAAGGAAGAGGAAAUUUCGAGAUCUAUUGCUUCAUGCCGAGUAGAAGCAGACGUGGUUAAUGCCUGGAUUCAUUUUCUAGAAGAUACAUGGUUUCUGCAAACCACCUUCCAUGAGCAAAAGGAGAAGCAGGUUAAUGGUGAACUAGAGAGAUAUGGGGAAUAUUUUGUGAAUUUGGUCACUCACCUUCUAUCUGCUUACAAGGUAUUUGCUCUGCUUACAAUCUUAUCCAUGAAAGUUGCUCAAAACUUAGCGACAAACAGUAAUUGUCAUUCAUUUCCAUGGAAUCUGUUGCUACAUAUUUUCCUCAUUUUCAUUCUGUUUCUAUCCUAUAUUAAGGAACAACUCAGGCCCUCCCUAUCAAGAAUUUGGCAACUGGUGGAGAGCUUGAGCUCAAGCGAAAGGUCAGGAGAAACAGCAAAGGAUGAAUCUCAAAAGCUCCUAACCAAAGAAGAAAUCUUGAAGAAGAAUAUCUUAACCUUGAAUCCAAAUUUGUAAGUACCUUUAGUGUAGUGGGUUCAAUGAAAACACAGAUCUAUUCUCCAAAUGAAGGAACUUACAGGAAAAAAGAUGAAAAGUUGAAAGAGCUAUUUGAUGAUCUUGAAAGUAUAAGGGAAGAAUUUGAAUCCAUGGAGAGACC